AUGAUGCGGCGAGUGUCGAGUGUGUUUGGAGCGGCGGAGAUGCGGAGGAUGAAUUGGGUGGUGGUGGUGGUGUCGGGAGGAAGAGACUGCGUGUCGGCGGCGUUUGUGUGUGUCGUGAUGCGGGUGGAGGGCGGGAUGAGGAUUAGUGUGCAAAGGCAGUUGGCAGCGUUGGUGGUGAGGGCGUUAGACGCGUUGGUGGAGAGCGUGGACGUGCAAGCUGUGUUGUUGGGCGGCAUGGAUGGAUUGGGUGCGCAGGAAGCAAAGGCAGUUGGCAGCGUUGGUGGUGAGGGCGUUAGACGCGUUGGUGGAGAGCGUGGACGUGCAAGCUGUGUUGUUGGGCGGCAUGGAUGGAUUGGGCAAAGGCAGUUGGCAGCGUUGGUGGUGAGGGCGUUAGACGCGUUGGUGGAGAGCGUGGACGUGCAAGCUGUGUUGUUGGGCGGCAUGGAUGGAUUGGGUGCGCAGGCGGAUGCGGCGAGUAUCGAGUGUGUUUGGAGCGGCGGAGAUGCGGAGGAUGAGUUGGGUGGUGGUGGUGGUGUCGGGAGGAAGAGACUGCGUGUCGGCGGCGUUUGUGUGUGUCGUGAUGCGGGUGGAGGGCAAAGGCAGUUGGCAGCGUUGGUGGUGAGGGCGUUAGACGCGUUGGUGGAGAGCGUGGACGUGCAGGCUGUGUGGUUCAGCGGCAUGAAUGGAUUGGGUGCGCAGGCGAGCGUGGCAGGUAUGCGUAGGAUGCGGCGAGUGUCGAGUGUGUUUGGAGCGGCGGAGAUGCGGAGGAUGAGUUGGGUGGUGGUGGUGGUGUCGGGAGGAAGAGACUGCGUGUCGGCGGCGUUUGUGUGUGUCGUGAUGCGGGUGGAGGGUGGGAUGAGGAUUAGUGU
This is a messenger RNA of Eimeria tenella, 869 nucleotides long. RefSeq lists its product as uncharacterized. The transcript has 7 exons. The record is from RefSeq and is a predicted model, not a curated record. Lineage: Eukaryota; Apicomplexa; Conoidasida; Eucoccidiorida; Eimeriidae. The annotation marks the transcript as partial.